GCCCAGGUUACUUCAUAUCUUGCUAAGUGUCUCAUCGACACGAAUAAAAUGUGUAUUCGGCUGCGUUUGUGGUGUUAUAUAAAUGCUGAUUAGUUCCUGUUGGUUAACAGUGUUGUUGUGUCCACAGAAGCACUGGAGAAAGACUGUAACCUGAGGUGACAGGUUUUAAUUGUGUCCUGGCUUAGUAUGAUGGGACACACUUCUGCUUGUUUCCUUUCCUUUGGACAACCCUCAGCCCCUCAGUCUCUACAUCACCUCAACAUGGCCGCCCACAGGUCAGAGUGUCUACAUGGGCGCCGCCAUACUGGCGCCCGGCCUAAGCCGCUGAAACGGGAUCGUGUUUGGCAAAGCGCCAUGUUGACUACUGGCAACUUUCGGCCACGAAGACUGCUGAGCAUGCGCACACCCAAGCAGCGCUGUAAGAAGUACCUCUGGGCCUGGGAGGCAUUGACAAAAAGGAAGUGGGUCCUGUUCUGUUUCUUGCGACUAUAGUCACCGCCCGAGGCAAAUGACCACUGUCCUAAUAGGACGUGGGUGAGGGGCAGGUGAGUAGAGGGAUGGCAGCAUCUGUGAACUGAGCUAGAAGAAUCUCUGAUGUCUGUCGUGGGCCCUCCGAUCUCUGCCCCUUUGUCCGAAGAGCCAAAAAUGACCAAGUCCCUGGAAUCAGUGUCAUUCAAGGACGUAACUGUAGACUUCAGUAGGGAUGAGUGGCAACAAUUAGACCUUGCUCAGAAAAGCCUAUACAGAGAAGUGAUGCUGGAAAACUAUUUCAACUUGAUCUCAGUGGGAUGUCAAGUUCCCAAACCAGAAGUCAUCUUCAGCUUGGAACAAGAAGAGCCAUGUAUGUUGGAUGGUGAGAUCCCCAGUCAGAGCCGUCCAGCCCCAUCUGGACCUGCUUGGAGCUGUCCCCAGAAAGCCUCAUUAUAUGGGGACAUUGGUUUUGGACCUUUACAACAGAGGAUGUCUGAAGAAGUUUCUUUCCAGUCUGAGAUUAAUAUUAAUCUCUUCACAAGAGAUGACCCAUAUUCCAUUUUAGAAGAAUUGUGGAAAGACGAUGAACACACAAGAAAAUGUGGAGAAAACCAGAACAAACCUUUAAGUCAUAUUGCCUUCAUUAACAAGAAAACACUAGCUAAUGACAACAUCUUUGAAUAUAAGGACAUUGGGGAAAUAGUUCAUGUAAACACACACCUGGUUUCCUCAAGAAAAAGACCCUAUAACUGUAACUCAUGUGGAAAGAAUUUGGAGCCUAUCGUAACCUUAUAUAAUAGAAACAAUGCAACAGAAAAUUCUGAUAAGACUAUUGGAGAUGGUGAUAUUUUCACUCAUAUGAAUUCUCAUACAGAAGUGACUGCUUGUGAAUGUAACCAACGUGGGAAACCUCUGCAUCAUAAGCAAGCUCUCAUUCAACAUCAGAAAAUUCAUACUAGAGAGUGCCUCUAUUUGUUUUCUGACUAUGUAAAUGUUUUCUCCCCAAAGUCACAUGCCUUUGCACAUGAGAGUAUUUGUGCUGAAGAAAAGCAGCAUGAAUGCCAUGAAUGUGAGGCAGUCUUCACUCAGAAGUCCCAGCUUGAUGGCUGUCAGAGGGUUUAUGCAGGAAUAUGCACUGAAUAUGAGAAGGAUUUUUCCCUCAAGUCAAACCGUCAGAAAACUCCUUAUGAGGGGAAUUACUAUAAAUGCAGUGACUAUGGAAGAGCCUUUAUCCAGAAGUCUAAUCUGUUCAGAUGCCAGAGAAUUCCUUCUGGAGAAAAACCUUAUGAAUACAGUGAAUGUGAGAAAAACCUCCCUCAGAAUUCAAACCUUAAUAUACAUAAAACAAUUCAUACUGUAGGGAAACACUUUGAAUGUAGUGAAUGUGGAAAAGCUUUCACAAGGAAAUCAACACUAAGUAUGCAUCAGAAAAUCCAUACAGGAGAAAAACCCUAUGUAUGCACUGAAUGUGGGAAGGCCUUUAUCCGGAAGUCACAUUUUAUCACACAUGAAAGAAUUCAUACUGGAGAAAAACCCUAUGAAUGCAGUGACUGUGGGAAAUCCUUUAUUAAAAAAUCACAACUCCAUGUGCAUCAGCGAAUUCACACAGGAGAGAAUCCCUUUAUAUGUUCAGAAUGUGGGAAGGUCUUCACUCACAAGACAAAUCUCAUUAUACACCAGAAAAUUCAUACAGGAGAAAGACCCUAUAUAUGUACUGUAUGUGGUAAGGCCUUUACUGACAGGUCAAAUCUCAUUAAGCACCAAAAAAUUCAUACUGGAGAGAAACCAUAUAAAUGCAGUGACUGUGGAAAAUCAUUCACCUGGAAGUCACGGCUCAGGAUACACCAGAAGUGUCAUACUGGAGAGAGACAUUAUGAAUGCAGUGAAUGUGGGAAAGCAUUCAUUCAGAAGUCAACACUAAGUAUGCACCAGAGAAUUCAUAGAGGGGAAAAACCAUAUGUUUGCACUGAAUGUGGUAAGGCCUUCUUCCACAAAUCCCAUUUUAUUACACAUGAGAGAAUUCAUACUGGAGAGAAACCCUAUGAAUGCAGUAUUUGUGGGAAAUCCUUCACUAAGAAAUCACAGCUCCACGUACAUCAGCAGAUUCACACGGGAGAGAAACCCUAUAGAUGUGCUGAAUGUGGAAAGGCUUUUACUGACAGAUCAAAUCUCUUUACACACCAGAAAAUUCACACUGGAGAGAAACCUUAUAAAUGUAGUGACUGUGGGAAAGCCUUCACUAGGAAGUCAGGUCUCCAUAUACAUCAGCAAUCCCAUACUGGAGAAAGGCAUUAUGAGUGCAGUGAAUGUGGGAAAGCCUUUGCAAGAAAAUCAACACUAAUUAUGCAUCAGAGAAUUCAUACAGGAGAGAAACCCUAUAUUUGUACUGAAUGUGGGAAAUCCUUCAUCCAGAAGUCACACUUAAAUAGACACAGGAGAAUUCAUACUGGAGAGAAACCCUAUGAAUGCAGUGACUGUGGGAAGUCUUUCAUUAAGAAAUCACAACUCCAUGAGCAUCAUCGAAUUCACACAGGAGAGAAACCAUAUAUAUGUGCUGAGUGUGGAAAGGCCUUCACCAUCAGAUCAAAUCUUAUUAAACACCAGAAAAUUCAUACUAAACAGAAACCCUAUAAGUGCAGUGACUUGGGGAAAGCCUUAAACUGGAAGCCACAACUCAGUAUGCCUCAGAAAUCUGACACUGGGGAAGUAGAGUGCUCCAUGCCACAAUUGUGGUGUGGGGACUCAGAAGGUGACCAAGGCCAACUUUCUUCUAUCUAGUUAGAAUUAUGAACAUCUGGAUCAUAUAGCUGAUGUGUAGUUACGCAUAUGGGGAGACACUUUUGAGAGUGUUUAAGCACUGUAUAGUGGCCAUCUUUGGUUACUUGAUGUUGGUGUUGUCAAGCUCCUGCAAAUAAUAGUAAAUGUGCAAGGAGAUGA
Messenger RNA from Symphalangus syndactylus (siamang), 3408 nucleotides. RefSeq names its product zinc finger protein 484 (gene ZNF484). Gene Ontology annotation, molecular function: DNA-binding transcription factor activity, RNA polymerase II-specific; RNA polymerase II cis-regulatory region sequence-specific DNA binding. Gene Ontology annotation, cellular component: PcG protein complex; transcription regulator complex; chromatin. NCBI's taxonomy places the organism in Eukaryota, Metazoa, Chordata, Mammalia, Primates, Hylobatidae. Gene Ontology annotation, biological process: regulation of transcription by RNA polymerase II. The record is from RefSeq and is a predicted model, not a curated record.